Messenger RNA from Helianthus annuus (common sunflower), 1121 nucleotides. RefSeq lists its product as uncharacterized. Lineage: Eukaryota; Viridiplantae; Streptophyta; Magnoliopsida; Asterales; Asteraceae. The record is from RefSeq and is a predicted model, not a curated record. The transcript has a single exon. Bases 403 to 993 code for a protein of 196 amino acids.
GGGUCCCACAAAGAGGCAAAUAAGCACUAAAUUGCCUUGGGCCCACUUGAGCCCAAACACUAAAAACACACGUCUAGACCUCCAACAAUACGCAGCUAUGGCGUCAGGCGUUUUAAUGGUUCUUACUUUUAGUAUUUCUUAACGUGUUGGACCCUCCAAAUCCCCUUCUCAUUAAUCAAAUUACACACCAUAUUUCAUAUAUCUCCAUAAUCCUUCAAAACCCCUUUUAACUCUCAUCAAUUUAUCAUCAUCAAGUCCUCAAUCAUCAGGUGAAAUCUACUGUUUUGUUUUGAAUUCAAUCGAUCGGUGAAAAGGGUUGAUUUGUAAUCCGGAGUACUCAGUUGGGUCUCGAUCAAAAUUGUAUUUUGAUAUCGUUUCUUGAAUCUUGAAUUCUUGAUCUACAUGAUGAAUUUAGUCAAUUUACAGAAUUCAAAUUCAGUCCAUCAGUCAAGCAAAUUGUCUAAGAAAAUACCCUUUUCGGAUUGUGAUCAGUCUCGAUCAGCUUUGGUUGAUUUGAUCAUCUUGAUUGUUGUGAUCGGUGCUUGUGGGUUCUUGAUACACCCCUAUAUAACGUUGCUGUUAUCAUUGGUCCAAUGGGUUAUGGUUAAACAUGAUGUUAUAAGUGGUCCAAUUGUUUAUGGGCUUUUAGGACUCGGGGUGUUAAUCGUGUUGAUGGCUAUGUUAGCCGUUACAUUGUUUGAGAGUCGAAAAUGUGGUCAGCCAGGCUGUCGUGGGCUGCGAAAGGCUGUUGAGUUUGAUAUCAAGAUUGAAAAGGAAGAUUGUGUUAAGAAUUCGAGUUUGGGAAAGAAUGGACUUAAGAAGGGGUUGUAUGAAUUGCCAAGGGAUUAUGAGAAGGAGUUGGAGGCGGAGUUGAAGAAGAUGGCCCCGGUUAAUGGUCGUGUGGUUCUUGUUUUUCGAGGCCGGUGCGGGUGUCCGGUUGUUCGAGUUGAGGUUCCGGGUCCUAAGAAGAGUAACAGGAAGAUCAAGAAGUAGAUAUGUGAUGAUAUAGAUUCGGUGUAUAUAGUUUAAGGUUAUGGAAUAAGGUCAUGUUUAAAGAGUUUGGUAUAUACUUUUGCAUAUUUUACUUUAUGGUUAUAAUAUAAUAUAAUGCUUUUAUGUUU